Messenger RNA from Pseudocercospora fijiensis CIRAD86, 1260 nucleotides. RefSeq lists its product as uncharacterized. NCBI's taxonomy places the organism in Eukaryota, Fungi, Ascomycota, Dothideomycetes, Mycosphaerellales, Mycosphaerellaceae. The transcript has a single exon. The record is from RefSeq and is a predicted model, not a curated record. Bases 1 to 1260 code for a protein of 419 amino acids.
AUGCAGGCCUUCUCAGCCCGCAACUGCGGUUUCGAGAAUGUGACUUUUCGAUCCUGUCACUUCUCGAAUGUCACAUUUGAUGGGGUGAAGCUGGAGAACGUCACAUUCCAUGGGGUCGACUUUCAGAAUGUCCAACUGAAGGGCAUUGAAUUGUCGAAUGUAUCCUGGAUGGAGGAAGGAUUGAGGAAUGCCCUGAUAGCUGGCGAUGCGUUCGAGCACGUGUCCGGCACGACCAUCGCUGUUGCGUUGCGAAUGAAGAGCGAGACACGCCUAUCGCGUACGACGUGGUUCGAGCCUCGAACCGCAUUACACGAGUCUUUUCAUGAUGGAAUUGACGCUGGAAGGAAAUGCAUCAGCAUCAUCGCCAAGCCUCGGGUUGGCAUAUUCGAGGUGCUCGAGGUGCGAUCUAAAAUAAUGGGCUAUCUCUUCCCGUGCCCGCGAAGGAUGAAUGGCAGCACGAUGGUGAUGGUCGAUCGACCAGCUUACGACUUGUUCGGCAGGCCGGAGACAUCGCAGACUCAGUACACAGUGAAGAGUCGAUUCAACUUCGGAACUCCAAUACAGACCUAUCACGGCUGGUGCAGACCUCGCGUUCAUGGCGUGCAGCAAGGCGACUCAUCGCUGAACUUCUGCCUAGCUCUGCUUAUUACCUCGAAGCAAUUCUACCAGAUCACCAUCCCUUACAUUUACGAUAGGGGGUUCGCUUUCGAGAGUGCCGAAAGUUGUCUCGCUUUCCUGCACGACCACCAGAAAGUAGAGCACCAAUUAUCUGGCAUACAACUCAAGUACACUUCGCAGACAAAUCCAGCUGCUUGGCGAAGACUGUUCAACGUCAUUGUCCACGAACGGCGCGACAUCAAGGAGUUCGUCCUGAAGAUUGGAGCCGAGUUUUGGAACACUGAACAAUCGCGACAGCCAGCCCGCGAAGCUGUGAAUUGGCGAGGUUGGACGAAUGGCUGGACGCUUGAGAAUCCGCUCGAUGGCCAACGCACCUUCCUACAGCAUGUUGCUCGACUCCCAGGUCGCCGUCUCUCUACUAUUGGAGUGCCGACCAAAGCAGAAGAGGUGAAAUUCUUCCUGAGAAUCGCAGACUCCCAAGGCAUUCCGGAGCGAGAGGCCUUUACAGAUGACUUGCAAUUCCACCUUCGGCAGAUGAUGCUCCAGAGGCCGGAGCUGGACAGGCAAGAGAGGCGGACGUGUUGUCAGAUCAAGCAAUUGGAUGAAUGCUGCUAUUGGAAGAGGCCAGCGAGUGACAAGUAA